CUAUAUAUGUACUUUUACCUGAAUAAAUUUUUUUAUUUUCUUUUAUACCAGGCGCCGCCAAGAGCUAAACAUUGACAACAACAACAUCAGCUGAUGCCAUAAACACAACCCCGCUGCUGUGCCGGGUUAGUCCACUACGGGAUCACCAUAGCCCGUGCUACUUGCCCCGCUCCUGUGCCAGGUAGAUGGGCUUAAUUAUGGACGAGUACGAACAAAAAAUAAACUCUGGGAAUGUGUUCCUUCAGAGUCAGGCAAUUACAAAGUUGCAUACAAAGAUGGUGGAGAAUAACAAAGAUGGGACCUCCUUAUAUGAGUCAGAUGAGGUGAAGUUACUAUGGCAGACAGUCAACAAAGGGGACAUAACGGAGGCUACCCUCGCUGUUGAGACACUGGUAGCACUUAUCAAGUCAGGACUGCUUCCCAUGCCUGCCGUUCUACAAAAUUUCUUGGCUGAUGUCACCUGUGCAAAAUCUCCAAGUGCACUUGUUCAAGGAAUAACUGCAAUUUUGUUGAUGUCACAAAUUGAGAAAGAUGGACAAAUACAGUGCCCUUUCACCGGUCCCCCCACAGGACCAACCCAUCCGUUUGUGACUCUGAUUAUCAAAAGAGUAGAUUUAAUUCCCACUGUGCUAGAGGAAGUGGCUAGCAUCUUAAGACAUCCAGAACAAAGAGUGAGGACUUCUAGUAUUUAUCACAUACGUCCACUUCUGCUGCACACUUUCUGUUUAACGGAGAAGACCUUGGGACUUGCUCGCCCUCUGCUCUCACUCAUCGUUAGCUCUCAUAUCACCCAUGCCGAGCUUAAUAUUAUUCCACUCCUGUGUCGUAUUGCUCCUCUCAUUAAGGACAGUAGCAGAGACCAUGUGGAGCGGAAAGUGAUGGUGUUGACUGCCCUGGCAGAGAUAGCAGUGGGGAGCAGUUUGACCAGACUACAGUCGGCUCUUCUACCAUGUCUAGUGAUGGCAGUUCCUCUUGCUAUGAAACAAGGACUAGGGACCAGGACAUUGGAGCGUUACAUGAAUACCAUAGCUUCUCGUCUCGGUCGUGGUUGUGACAUAACUAUCUGUGCUCUAGCUGAAAUACUCCCACAGACGUGUGGCCAACUGCAAGUCAAUUUACUAAAAUUGGGUGCAACCCUCCUGUCGUAUAAGGAUGGAAAUCCUUUAGUUGGUGCCAGGCUUUUACCCUCUCUUCUCCAAGUUCUGUCCGCACCCUGCACCUCGGUGCCUGGCCUCACUACUGCUGCUGCGGCCUUGGUGUCUCUUGUACAGGCAACACCUGCACAAGCAUCGUCUAAUACCCAGCUGGCAGGCAAUGAGUAUUGGGAAACACUGUGUUGUACAUUCUCCAGUCUGGUCUCGUACAUUCCUGCCCUUGAAUUUUCUGACCGCCUAGUACGAGACCCAAAGCUGGCCUCUGACUGGUUAACAAAGCUAGCAUCAUCAAUCAAUCAGAUUUCGAGUUUCUACCACACCAUUGUAACAUCUGUGUUUUUGUACCAAGGCUCCACAACUCAAUCUGUACAACAGGCAACUAAGGUUCUGGAACGUGAAGUGAUGAAGAAAAAGGCGUUAUCUUUAGAGGUAUUCCCAAUGGUGUUGUACCGUUUAGGUCGUGAAACUGAUCCCACCACUCGCCUCACUAUUCUCUACACCCUACCAUCUCUGGCUGUUAACAAGCUGUGUGUUGCCCUGGUGCUGAAGACACUUCUUGCUCUCUGGUCAUCUGGGUCGUUGCGUCCACUGGUUUUGCGUCUUGUAUAUGACUUGUGGACAGUGGAGCCAAGAACCUAUUCAUAUCUUUCUCAGCUCAUCCACGACAAGUCCAUUAAUACCAAUGAGAUUCAAAUUGCUCGUGCCUUUGUGGUCUCUAGUGUUUGUAAAGCAAAGCCUUCUCAACAUGGUGAGGAGCUUUUACCACUUCUCUCUGGAUUCCUAAAUGAAUGUAGAGAUGAAGAUGGAACAGCACAGACUCUCAUAGCUCUGGAUGGUAUCUAUGAUUUGUGUGCCAAUCAGAUAAUAGAUCUACGGACAACUUGGCGUGUUAUUGCGCCAAAAUUGGUACGAGAUAAGAGGCCUGGGGUCACAGAGAAACUCUGCACACUAUUAGGGCUUGUGCCAGUGCUCCAUGUGGCCAGUACAGAAUAUGAUAAGUUCACUACUGAUGCUCUGACCAUCUUGUGGAACUGGGUUGCAUCUCACCGAUCACUUCCAGUAGUGAAAGCUGCAUACAUGGCACUUGAAAAGUUUAAGUAUGAUAAUUACACACUAAAGAUGCUUCCACAGUAUGCAAGACAUGGUCACCAAUUACCGGCCAGUAUGGCAGCCACACCAUUUGAGGCUGCUCGCAAACCUGAAGAUGUAUUGAAUUAUGUUCCUGGUCUAGGCUGGGUUAAGUUAAUAAAGGGCUGUCCUGAAUCUCAUCUUGAAUACGUUGCGAGCUUUAUAAAUUCUUUAGUAUCACGGGAAGUUGCCGCCCUUCCGAAAGGCAUAUACUUAACUGCUGUUCAAGAAGCUAAGCGCAGGGGGAUUAAAGGCAGUGGCGGCCAACCUGAGCCGCAGUCCUACAGUUUUUUCAAAGACUCAUCAAUUCUGAAGGCUCUGGUAAGUUUUCUUCUGGAAUUCCCCAAAAUGAUGGAGAACUGUGAAUGUGAGCAGGUGAAGCAGAGGUUACUUAGGAGCUCCGUAUUGAUGCUUGAGGCACUCGGUCAAUCUCUCUCUCGACCAUAUCCUGCCUUGGACUGGUGUUUUCUUGAGAAGGUUUUGACAGUAGCACAGUCAACCUGUAACUAUGACUGGAUUACAAGAAUACGUCAUAGUCUUUUCAAGAUUGCAGGUCGUCAGUGUAACAAGUCGACCUCGGCAAGUGCUCUAAUCAGUAAAUGGUUAGUUCCUGCACCAUCUAAUGGUUUAACACGAGAGGAUGAAAUUGUCCUAUAUCAAUUGUUGGAUCAUCUUGGUCGUGGAUUACCCCCUACUGUCUUACAGCCAUUCUUGUCCUAUGUUUUCAAUCAACAUUUAUCAGACACUGUGCAUAUGAAGGCACUUCUUGAGGCAUUAAAACCAAACCUUACUGCUGACUUUAUUUUUGACACCAAUAGGAAUGUUCUAAGUAAUGCAAUAGAGAAUCUAAAUGAACAUAUUGAUCCAUCAAAUGAGGUCUUGUAUGUAUCAUAUAAGGCAUGUGUAGCAGAUCUUCCUCAGAAGCACAUAGAACGGCUAACUUCACCAUCACUUUGGUGGGAAGUUACAGACGAACGACUAUACCGCGCUGCAGUUUUACGCUGUCAUGUUGCCGAGAAGGACCCUGAGGAAUUGGCUCUGCCUUGGUUGAAUGAUCUGGUUGACUCGGCUGCCUCUCUACCCGGUGACCGUUCACAUCUGCUUCGAGUAAUGUCCAACACACUUAUAGUCCGAUGUCGAGUGAAGGAAAGUAGUGCAUGGUUCUUGCAACUUCUGGGAAGGUUGCGAGAUCAUCUGAAGAAGAAACCUGGAGACAACCUUGUGGCUGUUCAUGAACAGCAGCAGAGAGUCACCUUCUAUCUGGAUCUAGUAGUGAUGGGACUUUUGGUCUGGUCAGACCUGUGGGCCACAAACCAGAUGGAAGUCCUUGCCGAGACACCUGCUCUGCGAGAUCGUCUACUACUUCCUUCUCUCGUAACCUUAUCUGGACAGUCUGAAUGGAAACAAACUCUGAACCAGCUUCUUAAUUGGCUGGUAUCUUGCCACUCUCUGAUGGGCGAGCACGUCAAUUCCCGUUACCAUCUAUCCUCGCCAACUCUUCUUCUUGCUACUCUCAACCCAAAUCUUACUCAGAUUAUGUGGAAUAAAGUUAUUGCCUUGCUUAUUUAAACAAGAGAAUCAUUAUAUCAAUUACAAUCUGUAACUGGUUCACCUAAAUCACCGAUUCCUUACAGCUUAUGAAACAUGGCCUUGUUUUUAUAUACUGUACUGUGUGUGACAAAUUCUAUAAUCACAAUUUUCUUGUUUAAUUUUUCAUUGUCUUCUCUAAUGGUACUAUGAUAUAUUUUGUACUGAAGUACCUCGUGUUAAAGUAAAUCUCCAGAAAA
Messenger RNA from Procambarus clarkii (red swamp crayfish), 4069 nucleotides. RefSeq names its product focadhesin. Lineage: Eukaryota; Metazoa; Arthropoda; Malacostraca; Decapoda; Cambaridae. Gene Ontology annotation, biological process: regulation of post-transcriptional gene silencing. The record is from RefSeq and is a predicted model, not a curated record.